Penicillium odoratum is the source of this 1983-nucleotide messenger RNA. RefSeq lists its product as uncharacterized. The record is from RefSeq and is a predicted model, not a curated record. Lineage: Eukaryota; Fungi; Ascomycota; Eurotiomycetes; Eurotiales; Aspergillaceae. The coding region runs from base 1 to 1983 and encodes 660 amino acids. The transcript is spliced from 3 exons.
AUGGCAACCACCGCCCAAAUGCAGAGACCCUACCCUCCAAUCUAUCACACCCCUCAAUCCAAUUCCCCCGCGUCCGUAGGGUCCCAGUCGCAUGAUCAGCAUGGUCGCAACAUCUACACCCAGUCGCCACAGAUGCCACCCCAGAUGUACGGAUAUGCGCCAUACUCUCCUAUGAACCCCGGUCAGCCGCCGUAUGCGGCUCAUCCAUCCCCUCAAUCACACGCCAUUACCUCUCAAUCCAUGAUGAUGCCGCCUCAAACGAGCACUGCACAGAUGUCGCCUCACCAACCAUCACAUACACCAAAUACAGCCCUGUCCAGCCCAGCCAUGAAGAUGGAUUCGAAUCCCCAGCCAGCAUCCACCCAGCGAUCAGUGCUCAACCCAACCCUUCCAGCUCCCACCAACACAGGCAUGCCAGUAGGCGCACACCAAACUUCCCCCCUUGGAACCAGCUCAAGCGCAGCACCAGGUCCCAUUCCCGCCACAACCCCGCUCGUAGUCCGACAGGACAGCAAUGGAGUCCAGUGGAUAGCCUUUGAGUACUCCCGAGACCGCGUCAAGAUGGAAUACACGAUCCGCUGUGACGUGGAAUCCGUCGCGGUGGAGAACCUCAGCCAAGACUUCAAAGCGGAAAACUGCGUCUACCCCCGCGCAUGCUGCAACAAAGAUCAAUACCGCGGAAAUCGGCUCGUCUACGAGACAGAAUGCAAUGCUGUCGGGUGGGCAUUGGCUGAAUUGAACGCUGCCUUGAGAGGAAAGCGAGGCCUUAUUCAGCGGGCCGUGGAUAGUUGGCGAAAUAGCAACCAGGAUCCCAGGCUGCGCAGUCGUCGAGUUCGUCGUCAGCAUAAGAUGAAUCGUCGCCAGUCAGUUCAGCCUGGGACUCCACAUAUGACUUCUGGGCCUGGCCAAGGGAUUUCGGGUGCUACGCCUGGUCAGCGUGCUAGUGUUGGGCCUCUGAUGGGGCCGCCUCUGACGCAUCAUCAUGCUCAAGUGGAUGGUAGCCCUAAGAUCGAAGACAGCGGCACCACAGACUACAUCGGACAACGUUCUAUUGAUCCAAGCCGCCUGCCCGCACCACUGAGUGCAACCGAUAUCCGACCCGCUCAAGUCUUUCACGAUGCCCACACAAUCCCAUCAGCAAGCACAAGCCCCUCCAUGGCCCCCCUCCUGCGCGACACCAGCAUGGCCUCUCUAUCCCGCCACCCAACAAUCGCAACAUCCAGCCACUUCGCCUUCGACCUAGACGAACAAAGCCCCACAAACGAAGAGCUCUUCGGCCAGCUUCCAGACGGCAAACGCCGCACCUUCAUCCUAGUCGAAGAUCCCCAACGCGGCUCCCGUGUCCGCGUCAAAGUAGGCCUCGACAAAGUCAAGAUGGACGAAAUCCCCGAUUCCUACCGCAAGAACAACGCCGUUUACCCACGAACCUACUUCCCCACCCAAAUGAAAGACGCUCCUCUCCUCGUCGAUCCAAGCAAACGUUUCUUCGCUGAAGAUAUCGAUCACACCGACCCCGAAGACUCGACCAUCGGCCGUACUACAGUUCCCGCUCCAUCCCUGGAUGGUGAGCGCGGCAUCGAUGUACCUAAAAUUUCUCGUCGUCGCCACCGGAAAGAGGUCAUGCUGAAUGACCUAGCUUACCGAUUGAGUUGGAGCCAGAGCCGUGUUUUCGCUGGACGGAUGCUAUUUUUACAGCGAUCGCGUAAGUUUUUCACUCCUUCUUUACUCCUUACUCUUUACUUGGAGCUGGAAUUGGCAAUGGAAUCGGAUGGAAUACGAGAUUCUUACAUUCUUGCCGAUGCGGUGGAUGCUUAUCGGAAUAAGAUGCGUACUAGUAUGCUUGCUGCGGGUCAAGAGGCAUCGGAGAUUCCUAGGCAUUUCGAUACCCGACGUGGAAAACGUCGGUUCUUGGAACGGGUUCGUCAUAGGGAAGGUGAUGCGCCCUCUGCUGCGCAACGUAGUGCAGAGGAAGUGGAAGGUUGA